CAGUGCAGGCUGAGAGAAGUGAGGCGAUCCAGUCCAGCUGUAUUGUGUGUACGCGCGUGUAUUCAAAUAUGCUCCUCCUUCAGUGAAGCUCCUCCUCCUCAGCUAUUAAUACUGGGAUAUUCCCAUCAGUUCACAUUAAGAUAAGACGAGCAUCAAACCCUCGGGAAGAACUGAAAUCUGCAAAGAGAGUUUAUUGAAGGACAGAGAGAACAUGAGUGAUCCAGAACCCUGCAGAAUUAAAGAGGAAGAGACUGAACAACAAACAGACCUAAUUAAAGAGAAUGAGAGUGAAGAUGAGAAACAACAUGUCAAAGUUGAAGAAAUACCUCAAUCACAGACUUCUGAUCAUUAUUUUAUGCACAGAAGAGACAAGAAUUGUUGGGUCUGCACUCAGUGUGGGAAGAGUUUCAGACAGUUGUCGAACCUUAAAAAACACAUAAUGAUCCACACUGGAGAGAAACCAUUAACCUGCACCCAGUGUGGGAAGAGUUUCAGACAAGCAUCGUCUCUUAAGAAUCACAUGAGGAUUCACACGGGAGAGAAACCAUUUACAUGUACUGAGUGUGAGAAGAGUUUCACACAGUUAUCAUCUCUUAAUAAUCAUACAAGGAUUCACACUGGAGAGAAACCGUUCACAUGUACUCAGUGUGGGAAGAGUUUUAGUCAGUUAUCAUUCCUUAGUAGUCACAUGAGGAUUCACACUGGAGAGAGACCAUUCACAUGUGCUGAGUGUGGGAGAAGUUUCAGACAACCAUCAUCUCUUAAACAACACAUGCUGAUCCACAAUGCAGAGAAACCACACAGAUGUGAUCAAUGCGGCAAAACUUUUUUAACGGCUUCACAGCUCAAGAUCCAUCUUAGAGUUCAUACAAAGGAGAAACCGUAUUCCUGUUCUGAGUGUGAAAAGAGUUUUGCACAGCAGUCAAAUUUGAGACAACAUCAGAAGAUCCACACUGGUAUGAAGGAGCAUAUGUGCUUUGAGUGUGAGAAGACUUUUAUUACGGCUGAACAUUUGAAACUGCACCAAAGGAUUCACACCGGAGAGAGACCUUACAAGUGUUCACACUGCGACAAGAGAUUCAGUCAGUCAGGAACCCUGAAAACACAUCAAAUGAUUCACACUGGAGAGAAACCAUAUACGUGUUCACACUGCGACAAGGGAUUUAGUCUGUUAUUAACCCUGAAAAGACAUGAGAGAAUUCACACUGGAGAGAAACCGUACACAUGUGAUCAGUGUCUGACGAGUUUCACACAUUUGUUUCAGUUUAAGAGACACAUGAAAAUCCACAGUGGAGAAAGCUGAACCAAUUAUAUCAAUGCAAAUGUCUAAAUAUCAUUAAACUUUGACUUUCUUUGGAAACAAUCACUUUGAUAUUGGACAGGUCUGCCGUGGUGUUCCUCAGGGUUAUUAUUUGGGUUCCAUGCUGUUUAGUAUCUACAGGGGUUGGACAAUGAAUCUGCAAAGCCUGGUUUUAGACCACAAUAAUUCUUUAAUAUGGUGUAGGGCCUCUUUAGCAAACAAUGCAGCAUCAGUUAGUGUUGGGAAUGACAGAUACAAGUCCUGCACAGUGGCCAGAGGGACUUUGAACCAUUCUUUUUGCAGGAUAGUGGCCAGGUUACUACAUGAUGAUGGUGGAGGAAAACGUUUCCUGACUCGCUCCUCCAAAACACCCCAAAGUGGCUUAAUAAUAUUUAGAUCUGGUGACUGUGGCAGGCCAUGGGAAAUGUUCAACUUUACUUUCAUAUUCAUCAAACCACUCUGGCACCAGUCUUGCUGUGUGUAUUGGUGCAUUGUUAUCCUGAUACAUGACACCGCCUUCAGGAUACAGUGUUUGAAACGUUGGGUGCUAAUGGUCCUCCAGAAUGGUUUGGUAGUCUUGGCAGUGAUUCACACAUCUAGCACAAGUAUUGAGCCUAGGGAAUGUCAUGAUAUUGCAGCCCAAACCAUCACAUCCACCCCCAUGCUUUACUCUGCCCACAUGGAAACAACCUAUUUUAGGAUAUAUGCGCAUAAAUAAACCUAUAUGCACAUAUAUGCCACAUAUAGGCAAAAUUGAGAUGCAUAUAUAGGUCUCCUGUAUUGCUUCUCUAUAUUCACAUAUAAGCCCCAUAGACCAUUUUGAGGGAUGUAAACAAAAGCAAUGGUCCCAAUUUGUUUCCUGUUUUAUAUUUUUAAUGUCUAGAGCUUCCGAGAAUCUAAAAAGAGCCACAUAUUGAUGAAUAAUGUUAUGAUAGCUGUUUAAACAUU
This is a messenger RNA of Danio aesculapii, 2248 nucleotides long. Its product is annotated as gastrula zinc finger protein XlCGF8.2DB-like. The coding region runs from base 212 to 1303 and encodes 363 amino acids. Gene Ontology annotation, cellular component: nucleus. NCBI's taxonomy places the organism in Eukaryota, Metazoa, Chordata, Actinopteri, Cypriniformes, Danionidae. The transcript has 3 exons. The record is from RefSeq and is a predicted model, not a curated record.